AUGUCUGCCAAGGAGACGGACUGGCACAUGGACAAGGGCCACAGGACUUUGAGGAAAGGUGGUGAGUCCCUGACCGCAUGGGUCGGGGGCUCCCUCGGCCUGCCGCCGCAGCACCUGGGCUGGCUGCGUCUCUGGGAGGAGGGGGCCCAGUGCGGGGACUGCCUCCCGGCUCUCUGCCCUCCGGUCCGGCCCGGAGGCUGCCCGGCCGGCAGGGUGAGAGACCGCUGCGACUGCUGCGAGCGAUGCGCCAACGGCGCGGGCCAGAGGUGCGACCCGGACGCGGCGCAGGAGUUCUACGGCCGCUGCGGAGAGGGGCUGGUCUGCCUGAGGAAGGCGGCGAGGAGGGGGCACAGCCGGGCCAACCCGGAGCCCGCAUGCGCCUGCCGGGAUAAGGGCAGAGUGUGCGGGUCAGACGGGUGGACCUACCCUAACCUCUGCCAGCUGAAGGAGGCCUCCAGCCGCAGUGAGAGAGGCAUAAGGGUGGUAGGAGCGGGAACCUGUCGAUCUGCCCCACGCAUCCUCCGUGGCCCCAGACACACGUCCAACUCCACGGGCAGCGGCGUGGUGUUUGGGUGCGAGGUCUCGGCCUAUCCUCUCCCCAGUGUGACCUGGAAGAAGAGAGGGAGCCACUAUUUCUUGCCGGGGGACCAUCCUCGCAUCUCUGUUCAGAUGAGGGGUGGUCCCCAACGUUACUCUGUCUCUACCUGGCUGCAGAUAGAGGGUCUCCAGCUAUCAGAUGCGGGAGUCUACUCUUGCAUUUCCCAGAAUGCCUUGGGAGAGACUUCCGCGACUGGAAAGCUUACAGUGCUCAGGCAGGGGUCGAGGAGGACAAAGGGUCACCUGAAGGAGGAAGAGAAGGAUCACAUUGUUGUCUUGGAGGACGGCAGUGAAGAUACACAACCACAAUCUGGACAACAUGGACUAGAGAGACUAGAGACACUGUAGCUCAAAUGAAAUGGGAAAUGAGUGGAGUAGAAGGAGGGAUCCUUGAAAAAUUACGUCAAGGUAAAACAAGAAAAGAAAGAUAAAUAUAAUUCAGGAUGAUCAAAUGUGGAUGUUGCAACAACUCACAACACCAGAGGGCGUUGUAUAUCAAGGACUAGAGCACAGGAUUAAUUAAUCAAAACUUUAUAGAAAUGGUACUCCAAAAGGCACCCCUUUUUUACGCCGAACAUAAUUGAUUAAAAUCGAUGUAACCGGGGUAUACUGACCCAACAUCAACUCGCACUUCUUCAUCUAGCAUCACACGCACGCACACACACACAUACACACAUAGACUCAGACACAGACACACACACACACACACACACACACACACACACACAGACACACACACACACACAUACACACACACAAACACACACACCUCUGGGUUUCGCCUUCCUCCAGGUUUUCAAAGCAAACAUCCUCCUGGAUGAACGUGAUGCAAAUGUGGUGGCGCCGAGUGCCCUCGCCCCUCGCGCACCACGUGGCUGGCCUCCUCCGGCAGCGGACACUUCUUGCACCAGCUUCCGCUCCUGACGGAUCAGGAACGGUCCAAGAGGAAUGAGAGAGAGGGGGUCAUAAUCCCAAAGAAAUGUCUGAAUAGGUCUUCUGGUUAAUGAUUGACAAACUUUAAAUUGGAAGAGGGGAAAACAUGCCUCAGAAAAGAUGUUCAGACAGGAAACUAUUUCGAUGAUUCAUAAGCUAGUGAAUCAGCAUCAGCAGCAACUCAGCAUUAAUGAGAAACAAACAUUUGUGUAAAUAGCUUAUCACUGGAAAAGAAAAUUCCAUUUUCUUUACAAUGUUCUUAUAUGACUGAAAAUAA
Molecule: messenger RNA, 1807 nt
Organism: Gadus macrocephalus (Pacific cod)
Lineage: Eukaryota; Metazoa; Chordata; Actinopteri; Gadiformes; Gadidae
Product: kazal-type serine protease inhibitor domain-containing protein 1-like
Exons: 5
Coding region: 1-945 (314 amino acids)
Biological process (GO): regulation of signal transduction; regulation of cell growth
Cellular component (GO): extracellular region
Molecular function (GO): insulin-like growth factor binding
Source: RefSeq, a predicted model, not a curated record